CUCAAGAAAAGAAAAAAUGAAAAAAAAAUCAGAGAUGAGGAGAAGAGAAACAACAAUGGCAGCUGGACCACCGCGACAUCACCUUCUCCACCACUGUUCCUUCUCCAUGUGUUUUUGAUUUAUGAAUCUGCCAAUCUUCGCUGUGAGAUUUGGAUUCCGUUUUGUGAAUUUUGUUUUGUUCCGCACCAAUGGAGGCAUUGGUGGAGCUUUGUGACCUGAUUGCCAAAAACCCCAAGCAAUUCGCCGAUAAGCUCGCCUGGAUUUGCGGAAGGUGCCCGCAGCCGGAGUCCUUGCUCGUCGGAUCGCCUAGGGUUUCGCGGUCCCAGCUCAAUGCGGUUCUCGCCGUGGCGCGGUUCCUCUCUAAGUGUCCUGAUUACACGGAUAAUCGGGUCAAAUCGGUGGUGCUUGAGUUCCUCCGAGCUGUUCCGUCGUCUUUUCGUCGGUCUUUCUGGCCGCAGUCGUACGGAGUCGAAGCGAUCGCGUUGUUUUACGUUGAUUUCUUAGUGUACGUAUCGGCGUGCGGGGAAAUGUCUCCGGAUUUUGCCACGGAGAUUGGUGGGAUCAUGGGGGAGGUGGUUUUGGACGUGAUUAAUAACAAUGACGCCGAUGGAAAUGAUAUGGCGAUUAGGAGGGCCUUCUUGUCCGCAUUGUCGCAGAAUUUCCCACCAAUUUCGUCGUCAGAUGCUGAAACAAUGAUAACGUGCCUUCUUGAUCAAUUGCCAAUAUCAGUCCCUGCAUCGCCAAAGGAACAAAUUCCUGUGAAUUCUGAGACGUCUUCAUCUCAGAGCUCGCCAUUGAGUGCGAAUUUUCAGGGAAAUGAGGGUGCAAGCCCAGCCAAUGAGAGCUUGAGAGGGUCUACAGUGGCAAAUGGAGGGAGUGUUUAUUGGAAGAGUGGGGCUGAUCAGCUAGGUAAUGUGAAUUUUGGGUUCAAUGAUGGAGGUGCUUCUAUCUCUAGGCACCAGGUUGCUUUGUUUGAGGAAGAGUCUGUUGAGAGCUUGGAGAAGCAAGAGUUUGCGUUCAAAUUGAUUGCUCACAUACUGCAAACAGUGCACAUUGAUCAAAAACUUCUGGAGCAAGUGAGAUUAGUUGCAAAGAAGCAGUUUCUGUCUAUGUCUGCUUUUCUAAAGAUAAGGAAGCGGGACUGGAAUGAGCAAGGGUCACUUUUAAAAGCCAGAAUCAACGCAAAGUUAUCACUUUAUCAAGCUGCUGCUAGAAUGAAAAUUAAGAGUCUUGCAUGUAUUGAUGCCGACAGUAAAACUUCAAAGAGGUUGGUUCUUGGGGCUCUUGCAUUGCUGAUAGAUGCUGCUGAAUCCUGUUUGCUCUCUGUGUGGAGAAAAUUGAGAGUUUGUGAGGAGCUGUUCAGUUGCCUACUUUCUGGCAUUGCGCAAGUUGCUGUCACUGGGGGAGGACAGCCAUUGCGUGUUUUGCUCAUUCGUCUCAAACCCCUUGUGCUGACAGCAUGUUUACAGGCUGAUACUUGGGGCAGUAGCCAGGGAGCCAUGUAUGAGAGUGUCCUGAAAACUUCUUGUCAGAUAAUUGAAUCUGGCUGGACAAAGGACCGAGCUCCUGUGGAUACAUUCAUCCUUGGAUUAUCUGCAAGUAUCCGUGAGAGAAAUGAUUUUGAUGAGCAGGUUGAUAAAGAGAAGCAGGCAGUGCCUGCUGUGCAGCUUAAUCUAAUACGUCUAUUAGCUGAUUUAAAUGUGGCUAUCUGCAAGUCUGAGGUGUUGGACAUGAUAUUGCCUCUUUUUAUUGAGAUCUUAGAGGAGGGUGAUGGUGCAACUCCUAGUCUACUGCGACUCCGACUUCUUGAUGCUGUAUCUCGCAUGGCUAGUUUAGGUUUUGAGAAGUCAUAUCGUGAGACUGUUGUUCUGAUGACAAGGAGUUACUUGAGUAAAUUAUCAAAUGUUGGUUCUGCUGAAAGUAAAACUAUGGCACCUGAAGCCAUUACUGAACGUGUUGAGACUCUUCCUGCGGGCUUUCUUUUGAUUGCCUCUCAUCUCAAGAGUGCUAAGUUGCGAUCAGACUUUCGCCAUCGUUUGUUAUCUCUGUGUUCUGACGUAGGCCUAGCUGCUGAGUCCAAGAGUGGAAGGAGUGGAGCUGAUUUUCUUGGCCCUCUACUUCCUGCUGUUGCCGAAAUAUGUUCUGAUUUUGAUCCAACUACAGACAUUGAACCAUCACUUCUGAAGUUAUUUCGCAACUUGUGGUUCUAUAUUGCCCUCUUUGGAUUAGCACCUCCCAUACAGAAGGUUCAAACACCAGCAAAAUCAGUUUCCACUUCAUUGAACAGUGCAGGAAGCAUGGGUAAUAUUGCCAUUCAAGCAGUUGGGGGCCCAUAUAUGUGGAAUGCACUAUGGUCUUCUGCCAUCCAGCGUAUUGCUCAAGGCACUCCUCCCCUUGUUGUCAGCUCAGUAAAAUGGCUUGAAGAUGAGUUGGAACUAAAUGCACUCCACAAUCCUGGCAGUCGUCAAGGGAGUGGCAAUGAAAAGGUAGCUGUCAACCAGAGAGUAGCUCUUUCUGCUGCUUUAGGUGGGCAGGUUGAUGUUGCUGCAAUGAACACAAUUUCAGGUGUCAAGGCAAACUAUCUUCUUGCGGUAGCUUUCUUAGAGAUAAUUCGUUUCAGCAGUAAUGGUGGCAUUCUUAAUGGUUGCACUGCUGUGACAGCUUCUAGAAGUGCCUUUGGUUGUGUCUUUGAAUACUUGAAAACUUCAAAUCUAAUGCCAGCUGUCUUCCAGUGUUUGAAGGCAAUUGUGCACAGGGCAUUUGAAACAGCAGUAUCCUGGCUGGAAGACAGAAUAACUGAAACAGGCAAUAACGCUGAGACCAGAGAAUCAACUCUUUUUGCACAUGCAUGUUUUCUUAUCAAAAGUAUGUCACAGAGGGAGGAACACAUUCGGGAUAUUUCUGUGAAUUUGUUGACUCAGCUUAGAGAUAAAUUUCCUCAGGUUUUAUGGAAUUCAUCUUGUUUUGAUUCGCUGCUUUUUUCUGUUCAUGAUGACAUGGCUAAUACAACCGUUGUGAGUGAUCCUGCUUGGGCAUCAACUGUUCGCUCUUUAUACCAAAAAAUUGUUCGGGAAUGGAUUGUCUCAUCACUUUCAUAUGCUCCAUGCACUACCCAGGGUCUGCUCCAGGAAAAGCUUUGUAAAGCAAACACAUGGCAGAAGGCACAGCAUACAACUGAUGUGGUCUCUCUUCUAACUGAGAUAAGGAUUGGUACUGGUAAAAAUGAUUGCUGGUCUGGUGUACGUACAGCAAAUAUUCCUGCAGUCAUGGCUGCAGCAGCUGCAGCAUCAGGGGCAAAUUUAAAAGUACUAGAAGCAUUCAAUUUUGAGGUCCUCAGGACAGGGGUAGUCAGUGCUACAGUUAAGUGCAACCAUGCUGGAGAAAUUGCUGGCAUGAGAAGGCUGUAUAACAGCAUUGGUGGGCUUCAGCCUGGUGCUGCACAAACAGGUUUUGGAGGUGGUCUUCAAAGGUUGAUCUCUGGAGCAUUUUCUCAAGUUCCACAAACUGAUGAUGAUUCUUUUAAUGGGAUUCUACUUUCCAAGUUUGUGCAUCUCCUUCAACAGUUUGUUAACACUGCAGAGAAAGGUGGAGAAGUGGAUAAGUCGCAGUUUCGUGAAACUUGUUCUCAGGCAACUGCACUGCUCAUAUCAAAUCUGGCUUCUGAUACAAAAGCAAAUAUAGAGUGCUUUUCACAACUUCUACGGCUUCUUUGCUGGUGUCCAGCCUAUAUAUCUACACCUGAUGCAAUGGAGACUGGUGUUUUCAUUUGGACUUGGCUGGUUUCUGCUGCACCACAACUUGGGUCUCUUGUCCUUGCUGAGCUUGUUGAUGCAUGGUUAUGGACAAUUGAUACAAAGCGAGGUCUCUUUGCAUCUGAUGUGAAGUGCUCUGGACCUGCAGCAAAAUUAAGGCCACACUUGUCCCCUGGGGAACCAGAGAUGCCACCUAAUAUUGAUCCUGUUGAACAGAUAAUGGCUCAUAGAUUGUGGCUAGGGUUUUUUAUUGAUCGCUUUGAGGUAGUUCGACACAAUAGUGUUGAACAACUCUUGCUACUUGGUCGGAUGUUACAAGGAACAACAAGACUACCCUGGAACUUUUCACAUCAUCCUGCAGCCACUGGUACAUUUUUCACCUUUAUGCUUCUUGGACUUAAGUUCUGCUCUUGCCAAUCCCAAGGCAAUUUGCAGAAUUUCAGAACAGGGCUUCAGCUGUUGGAAGAUCGAAUCUACAGGGCUUCUUUGGGCUGGUUUGCUUAUGAGCCUGAAUGGAUUGAAAUGAACAGUAUGAAUUUUGCUCAAAGUGAGGCUCAGUCUGUCUCUGUUUUUGUUCACUUUCUCUCAAAUGAGAUGGUAGACUCACUUUAUUAUGAUUCAAACGGAUGUCCACGUGAGAAUGGGAGUUCCUUGGUUGACUCGAAUGAUCACUAUCACCCUGUCUGGGGCCAGAUGGACAACUAUGCUUUGGGUAGAGAAAAACGGAAGCAGCUACUUAUAAUGCUAUGCCAGCAUGAAGCGGAUAGACUUGAAGUCUGGGCACAACCUACUAACUCAAAGGAAAGUGUGUCUUCUCGCCCUAAAAUUAGCUCAGAGAAAUGGAUAGAAUAUAGUAGGACUGCCUUUGCAGUUGAUCCCCGGAUCUCUUUGUCCUUGGCCUCAAGAUUCCCAACGAAUUCUUAUUUGAAGGCUGAACUAACUCAGCUUGUUCAGUCAAACAUAUUGCACAUCCACUGUAUACCUGAGGCAUUGCCAUAUUUUGUCACCCCCAAGGCAGUUGAUGAAAACUCAGCACUUCUGCAACAACUACCUCACUGGGCUGCAUGUUCAAUCACACAAGCCCUUGAAUUUCUUACUCCAGCAUAUAAGGGGCAUCCACGUGUCAUGGCUUAUGUUCUGAGGGUUUUGGAAUCCUAUCCUCCUGAACGUGUAACCUUCUUCAUGCCACAGCUUGUGCAAGCUCUGCGUUAUGACAAUGAGAGGUUAGUGGAAGGAUAUCUGCUUAGAGCAGCUCAAAGAAGUGACUUAUUUGCCCAUAUUCUAAUAUGGCAUCUACAGGGUGAGGAGGCAGAAUCAGAACCAGGGAAAGAUGUUUCAACUGGAAAGGUGGUUGCUGUAGGAGUUGUGUUGUUGUGCAUGCUACCCAAAAGGUGGUUGUUGCAGGGGCUGAUGGGCUUUAGUUGCCCACUUGUUUAUUUCACAGGUACUGUGUCAAUAUCCAACCCAAAACCAUUUGGCAAUAGGGAAUUGGAGAAAAUACAAGUGGAGGGAGAUGACCUUUAUCUACCAACAGCUCCUAAUAAACUUGUUAGGGGUAUUCAAGUUGAUAGUGGAAUACCCCUGCAAUCAGCUGCUAAAGUUCCUAUCAUGAUCACAUUUAAUGUGGUUGAUAGAGAUGGUGACCCUAAUGAUAUAAAGCCUCAAGCUUGCAUCUUCAAGGUUGGAGAUGAUUGUCGACAAGAUGUUCUUGCUCUUCAAGUAAUAGCAAUUCUGAGAGACAUAUUUGAAGCGGUCAGACUUAAUCUUUACUUAUUUCCCUAUGGUGUUCUCCCAACUGGCCCAGAGAGAGGUAUAAUUGAGGUUGUACCUAAUGCAAGGAGCAGAACUCAGAUUGGUGAAACAAAUGAUGGUGGUUUGUAUGAAAUUUUUCAGCAAGACUAUGGGCCUGUUGGCUCUCCUAGUUUCGAAGCUGCGCGUAAAAAUUUUAUAAUUAGCAGUGCUGGGUAUGCUGUAGCCAGCCUUCUACUUCAACCAAAGGACAGACAUAAUGGCAAUCUUCUUUUUGACAACAUGGGAAGGCUUGUUCAUAUUGAUUUUGGUUUCAUCUUUGAAAUUUCACCUGGUGGAAAUAUGCGGUUUGAGAGUGCACACUUCAAGUUGAGCCAUGAGAUGACUCAAUUACUAGACCCAUCAGGCGUUAUGAAAAGUGAAACCUGGUACCAGUUUGUAAGCUUAUGUGUGAAGGGAUACCUUGCUGCCCGCCGUCACAUGAAUGGAAUCAUCAAUACAGUUUUGCUAAUGCUUGACAGUGGAUUGCCUUGCUUCAGCAGGGGUGACCCUAUUGGAAAUCUUCGCAAGAGAUUCCACCCCGAGAUGAGUGAGCGGGAAGCCGCCAAUUUUAUGAUCCGCGUCUGCACAGACGCCUACAACAAGUGGACAACUGCCGGUUAUGACUUGAUACAGUAUCUUCAACAAGGCAUUGAAAAGUAGAAGGGAAUCCUGGUAGUUCAUCUUCUAGUGUCCAUUGUUUCUAAUUUUCUAGCAUUUUUUUAUUUAGCUAGUUGCGAUUUUUCAUGUGGAAUCUGAAAACGGGAAACAGUUGGUCAAUGCUGAGGAAAAUUGUGGAAAACAGCGAGCUUAAGUUGCGUUGUUUGUGUUGGAAAAAGGAAAAAUGUUACGUUGUUUGUACCCUAGGGGUGGCAUCCCUCCUUAGGUCUACAAAAAAACAGUUUGUAGUUCCCAUUUUUACUAAUGAAGUAUUCUUCAUCUC
This is a messenger RNA of Rubroshorea leprosula, 6483 nucleotides long. NCBI's taxonomy places the organism in Eukaryota, Viridiplantae, Streptophyta, Magnoliopsida, Malvales, Dipterocarpaceae. The record is from the annotation of a GenBank genome assembly.